Messenger RNA from Phlebotomus papatasi, 2338 nucleotides. RefSeq lists its product as uncharacterized. Lineage: Eukaryota; Metazoa; Arthropoda; Insecta; Diptera; Psychodidae. The transcript has a single exon. The record is from RefSeq and is a predicted model, not a curated record. Bases 1150 to 1947 code for a protein of 265 amino acids.
AGGCCGUGACGUCAAGUGAAGAGGGAGAAAGAUUGAUGCAAAGUUUAUAAGUAGGAGCCACUCACUGGCAGAAGUCUCAAUCCAGUUUCAGCGGUUAACGACUUGAGACUCGUUGUUCAAAAGCUCAAUAAUUUCGCGCGCAAUAUUAAUCACACUAUACACUAGUGUGUAUAUGUGUAGGCUACGGCAGUGAGGGAAGAGGACAACAAUUGUGGAAGUGUGUAGUUAAGAGAAAGACAGAGAAAUAUAGUGAGACAGUCAUUUGAGGAAUUGGAUGAUGUAUCGAGUUUGGAUUUAAGAGGCACUUUUUUUUUCUUCAUCAUUGGAAGAGUGCCCGUGUGUGUGUGUUUUUCAAUAAAAUUUCACACAACCUACACUUACAAUAGGUUGUCGUGGAUUUUCGAUAGUAAGAGAUAUCGUGGAAAAGACUGAGAGCAUUUAUAGUGGCGGGGGAAAGGCGUCAGGAAAAGAGACAAAGAAAGGAAUAAGGAGUAGCAAUUGAAUUGAUGAAUGCGCGGGAAAGAGAGUGAAAUAAAAGGCGGGAAGGAUUUUUUCCCAAUAGUGAGACACCCCAAAAUUUUGAUGAAAGGUGAAAAGAGAUCAAUGGACAUAUUUUUUGAAUCACCCAAUUGAAGAGACAUACAACAGAAGAAAAAAAAACACAGAUGGUGAUUUUAAUGUGGAGCAAGUGAAAUGCAAAAUAAAAUUGAGAAUAGCUGAAGAAGUGUCGAAGACAGAGUGAGAAGGCAUUGUUGAGUGAUAUUGAGAAAUUAUCGCCAAACACGUAGACAAUUUUUUUUUUUGGCUGUAUCACACUUAGUCAUUCUUCAGUAUUUAUAAAAUUGGAGGAGACGACGACGUGGAAAAAAUAUUUAACACCAAGAUUGUAUUUGUGAGUCUGAAAAUUUUCCUCUGACUCAUUCUUAUCGCAUUGACGUCCUCGAAAAAAUAAAGCAUAAAGUGACGAAGAUUUGAUUGUAUAUACACAGAGACAUUUUAUAUAACUGGAGAUUUUCAACACGAAAAAUUGUGAUUCACUUGUGCCAGUUCGCAGUGAAAUCGAUAGGUAGUGCAAGAUAUAGGAGUGUAUUUCCGGUUAGAACUUAACGAUAGAAGAAACUUAACGAAUUAAGGACGAACUGAACGACAAUGGCUGCCGAGGCACAACGCUUAAUUGGUAUAUCGUUAAGCAAAAUUGCCCAGUCGCGAAUGGAACGCGGUGGCAUUUCGCUGCACAAGAACCUGUUAGUGGCCACAGUGCUGCAGAAGGCGAGAAUAAUAUUCAUGGAGGAGGCGUAUCACAUGGUCCACGGACAUUACCCUCAUGAGCAGGCGGCGGCCGCGGCAGCGGCUAUAUCAGCCGCGGCGGCCCAAAUGAGAAAUCGCUAUUUUUGCGAGCAACAGGAGGCACUAUGUCGAAGUUACAAAGAGCAGCAUCAGUUGAUUAUUCGACGAGAUGGAGAACUUGUCGGUAGGAGUGAUGAGGCUGAAGAUGAGCCAGAAGAAGAUGAGGAAGAAUGCACUGCCGAAGAAGCCGAAGAGGAAGUUGAUGAUAAAGAAAAUGAAGCACCCAUCGAAUUGACAUACUAUGACCUGGAUAAUCAUAUAAAAAUCCGCGAUAAUCCUAAGAGGAGACGAGAAGUGACCGAAUGGGAAACAGAAGAGGCUGUCUUGUCUAUUUUGCCCAAGAGACUGUGCCGCGGAGAUGAAAAAAGUCCCGAUAGUUGCCCUGUCCAGGAAAAUGACCCACCAGCAGAAUCCCUCGAUACACCAGAGCUGAGUUCAGUGGCGGAACCAAUGGAAAUCAGCCGAAUAACAUCCCUAGUGUCCAUCUUUAGCUUUGGCAGCCUUGCGAGGCAAUCACCUGUGUCUUCAAGCACAUCGGAUCUGCACACAUUUCGCAGCCAGAACACCACAAAUACAUCAAGUGUAGCGAUGACGGCAUGAAGAUUGGCAAGAAAUUCUUCUAAUAUCCAUCGUGGGUAUACCGUUAGUCACAGGGCGGGAUUAGAAUUUCUGAGAGAAAUGGAUCUCGCAUGGAUUUUGGCGGGAGAGCAGUGCUACAAUCUCUUAGCGUUGAACUCUGUUUUAGGAGUUAUUACUGGAAACGAAUAAUGCCAGAUCAACACAAUAUUGUGAAUGUGUGAGAAAGUCUCAUUGUAUUUAAAUUAAAUGUUGUCCAAUGUCUCGGAAUAAGAGAACUUGCUAUACGGAGGUCUUUUAUGUUUUUUUCCCUUCUCUUGUAGAUUUAAUGCAGCACAUUAGGCAAAAGAUUCUUGUAAUGUUUUGUGAAGACAAGAGACAAGAAACAAGAAUAAAAAAAAAUGUAUUUUCUAAA